Molecule: messenger RNA, 2174 nt
Organism: Jaculus jaculus (lesser Egyptian jerboa)
Lineage: Eukaryota; Metazoa; Chordata; Mammalia; Rodentia; Dipodidae
Product: cytochrome P450 4A11-like
Exons: 12
Coding region: 56-1585 (509 amino acids)
Molecular function (GO): monooxygenase activity; heme binding; oxidoreductase activity, acting on paired donors, with incorporation or reduction of molecular oxygen
Source: RefSeq, a predicted model, not a curated record
AUGGUUAGACUUAGUGGCCGUGAAAGGCCGUCUGUGACACAGGUGCCACUGCAUCAUGAGUGUCUCUGUACUGAUUCUCACCAGAUUCCUGGGCAGCAUCUCUGGACUCAUCCAAGUGGCCUUCCUGCUCGGUCUGCUUCUGCUACUGUUCAAGGCAGUCCAGCACCACCUGCGUAGACAGUGGCUGCUAAAAGCUGUCCAUCAAUUUCCAUCUCCACCUUCUCACUGGCUCUUGGGGCAUUACACAGAGUUACAAGAGGAUAAGGAGCUACAACAGCUACUAACACGUAUAGAGAAAUACCCUAGUGCCUCUCCUCGCUGGCUAUGUGGGAGUGAGCUCUUCGUUUUGGUCUAUGACCCUGACUACAUGAAAGUGAUUCUGGGGAGAUCAGACCCAAAGCCUCACAUCUACAGAUUUUUGGUUCCAUGGACUGGCUAUGGUUUGCUCCUGUUGAAUGGGCAGAAGUGGUUCCAGCACCGGCGGAUGUUGACUCCAGCCUUCCACUAUGACAUCCUGAAGUCCUAUGUGGGGAUCAUGGCAGACUCUGUGAAAGUGAUGUUGGACAGAUGGGAGCAGCUCAUCAGCCAGGAUAACCCUCUGGAUAUCUUCCAAUCUGUCUCCCUGAUGACCUUGGACACCAUCAUGAAGUGUGUCUUCAGCCAUCAGGGCAGUGUCCAGUUGGGCAGGGGUUCCCAGUCCUACCUUCAGGCUAUUAGUGACUUGAACUACCUGGUUUUUUCCCGUGUGAGGAAUGUCUUUCAUCAAAAUGACACCAUCUAUAGGAUGACUUCCAGUGGCCGCCGGACCAGUUGUUGCUGCCAUGUCAUUCAUGAGCACACAGAUCAAGUGAUAAGACUGAGGAAGGCUCAGCUGCAGAAUGAGGGAGAGCUGGAGAAGGUCAGAAGGAAGAGGUGCUUGGAUUUCCUGGACAUCCUCCUAUUUUCCAACAUGGAGAAUGGGAGCAGCUUGUCUGAUGAGGACCUGCGUGCUGAGGUGGACACCUUCAUGUUUGCGGGUCAUGACACCACAGCCACUGGCAUCUCCUGGAUCCUCUAUGCUUUGGCCACACAUCCCAAUCACCAACAGAAAUGCAGAGAAGAGGUUCAGAGCCUCCUAGGUGAUGGAGGCUCCAUCACCCGGGACCACUUGGACCAGAUGCCCUAUACCACCAUGUGCAUCAAAGAGGCCCUGAGGCUCUACCCACCUAUUCCAGCUAUAGUCAAAGAGCUCAGCAAACCUGUCAUCUUCCCUGAUGGACGCUCCUUGCCCAAAGGUAUCAUAGUCUCUCUCUCCUUUUAUGCACUACACCACAACCCAAAGGUGUGGCCAAACCCAGAGGUGUUUGACCCUUUCCGGUUUGCAUCAGGUUCUGACCAACAUAGCCAUGCUUUCCUGCCUUUCUCAGGAGGAUCAAGGAACUGCAUUGGGAAACAAUUUGCAAUGAACGAGCUGAAGGUGGCCUUGGCUUUGACGUUGCUUCGCUUUGAGCUACUGCCAGAUCCCAGCAAGAUCCCUGAUCUCAAGUUACAAGCUUUAUUGAAGUCGAAGAAUGGGAUCCACCUGCAUCUCAGGAAGCUCCAGUGAUCCUAGUUUGAACCAUAACAGCUCUGAGAGCUUCUUGCGUGUCAUCAUGCCUUCCUGACAUGUAUUUCUGUCUCCUGCCCAUGUACCCCUCUUUCUGCUUUUCUCUGUGUGCAUCAAUUUUCUACCUUCCUUCUGGGCCAUCUUCUGCCUUCCUGUCUGUCUUUCCUUAACUUAUUCAUAGUCUUCCAGGUUUACUAUCUGCUUACAUGUUUAUCUGUCUCCACUUGUCUGAUCUUUGACUGUGCACUAAGUUCCUUAGCAUCUACUUGCCCUUCCAAGCCUGUCAGACUUUCUACUCACACUUUCCCUUUUCGUCACUUGCCUGUGCCUAUUUGCUCCUAUUUUGAGAGAAAGAAUAAUGCCUCUUUCAUGAUUUAUGUGACACAUAUCUAUAGUUUCAUAACUCUGCAGGUAAGAUAUCUGCAGUGGCUUUCCUGAAUGAAAACUAAGCCUUGUAGGAGUUUGCAGAGCAGACACAUUUCUUCCAUCUUGUAUCUUCUAGAGUUUUUUUUUUUAAAUUUAAUUUAUUAGUUUUCAUUUCAGUGAAUACAGGCAGUUUGGUACCAUUAUUUAGGCUCAUCUGUGAUCU